Molecule: messenger RNA, 1946 nt
Organism: Quercus robur (English oak)
Lineage: Eukaryota; Viridiplantae; Streptophyta; Magnoliopsida; Fagales; Fagaceae
Product: 3-oxoacyl-[acyl-carrier-protein] synthase I, chloroplastic
Exons: 7
Coding region: 165-1595 (476 amino acids)
Biological process (GO): fatty acid biosynthetic process
Molecular function (GO): 3-oxoacyl-[acyl-carrier-protein] synthase activity
Source: RefSeq, a predicted model, not a curated record
AAAACAAAGUAGCUCAACCUCACUAACACACAAACUUUAAUUUGUGUGGCAUGACUCAUAGUAUAGGUGGCGUUGUAAAAAGUUGUCGCUCUUUCUUCUUCUCUCCUUAAACCCCCCCAAACACACAAAAACCACCGCAUCGUUAUCAUCGUCACUACUUCACCAUGCAAUCUCUUCAGUCUUCUCCUCCACCGUGUCUCCGCCCAUCUCCGCUAACCCCACUUCUCAAAUACCAUUCCAAAUCCAAAUCCCAUUUCCAUUUCCCCGCCUCUCGCAGCAGCCGCGGCCUCCGCCGCAGCGGCGCUUCCGUCAUUGUCAACGUCUCCGCCCCGAAGCGCGAGCACGACCCGAAGAAGCGGGUCGUGAUUACGGGCAUGGGUCUGGUCUCGGUGUUCGGGAACGAGGUCGAUGAGUACUACAACAGGUUGCUCUCUGGCGAGAGUGGGAUCGGCCCGAUUGAUCGGUUCGAUGCGUCCAAGUUUCCGACCCGGUUUGCCGGUCAGAUCCACGGGUUCAACUCCGAGGGUUACAUUGAUGGCAAGAAUGACCGCCGCCUCGAUGAUUGCCUCCGGUACUGCAUUGUCGCCGGCAAAAAGGCCCUCGUCGACGCCGAUCUCGGCGGCGAUAAGCUCUCCAAGAUUGAUAAGGAACGGGCCGGUGUGCUAGUGGGAACAGGGAUGGGUGGUCUUACAGUCUUUUCAGACGGAGUUCAGGCUUUAAUAGAGAAAGGUCACAGGAAAAUAACACCUUUUUUCAUUCCCUAUGCUAUAACCAAUAUGGGGUCUGCAUUGCUAGCAAUUGAUCUUGGCUUCAUGGGUCCAAAUUAUUCAAUUUCAACGGCUUGUGCUACCUCUAAUUAUUGCUUCUAUGCUGCUGCAAAUCACAUUCGCCGGGGUGAGGCUGAUCUGAUGGUUGCAGGUGGGACUGAAGCUGCUGUUAUUCCCAUUGGAUUGGGGGGUUUUGUUGCAUGCAGGGCCUUAUCUCAGAGGAACGAUGAUCCAAAAACUGCUUCAAGGCCAUGGGAUAAAGGUAGAGAUGGAUUUGUUAUGGGUGAAGGUGCUGGAGUAUUGAUAAUGGAGAGCUUGGAGCAUGCGAUGAAACGAGGGGCACCUAUCAUAGCUGAGUAUUUAGGAGGUGCUGUUAACUGUGAUGCUUAUCAUAUGACUGAUCCAAGAGCAGAUGGACUUGGUGUGUCUUCAUGCAUUCAAAGCAGCCUUGAAGAUGCUGGUGUGUCACCUGAGGAGGUUAAUUACAUAAAUGCGCAUGCAACUUCUACUCUUGCUGGUGACGUGGCUGAGAUAAAUGCCAUAAAAAAGGUUUUCAAGGACACUUCAGGGAUCAAAAUUAAUGCAACUAAGUCAAUGAUUGGGCAUUGCCUUGGUGCUGCUGGGGGUUUGGAAGCCAUCGCCACUGUGAAAGCCAUAAAUACAGGAUGGCUGCAUCCUAGUAUAAAUCAAUUUAAUCCAGAGCCUUCAGUUGACUUUGACACAGUUGCAAAUACAAAGCAGCAGCAUGAAGUGAAUGUUGCUAUUUCGAAUUCAUUUGGAUUUGGUGGACACAACUCUGUCGUGGCCUUUUCUGCAUUCAAACCUUGAUCAUUCAGUCAUUUUGGAUUUCUUUUGGGAGAUGAGCCGUGCUUAUUCGAGAUUUUGGUUAAAUUUUGAUAUUGCGGCUGCUUCUUUUUCUAAGUUUCUGGAGUUGCUGCAUACUUGUCAAGCCACAUUUAGUUUGUUAAUUUCUGUGAUAAUUUAGAUUUGAAUUUAAGCUCGAGGAUUUCCAGACGUCUUUACCAAAGAACUAUCCAAUCUAUUGCGCUAGUGGUGUAUAAGAAUUUAUUCAAUUUUAAUUUAUUUUGUGGAUAGAAAAAAGUGCCAAAGGCGUUUUUCUUUAAUUGGAAUGUAGAUCGAUACAGAUUCAUAAAAAUCAGGCUGAGGGGGUUUUAGUUC